AUGCUUUCGAAUCGCUCUCGCGGUAUUUGAUGCCAAACGCCGAUCGGUCUAAGCCACGCCCACUGUAAAGGUCACAUGUCUCAGAGGAUGCGCACGAACUUUUCCGUCCGGAAAGAAAACACGCAGGAAAAUGUCUGAGAAGGAAACCUUUGAUGUGAUGGAACUGGCAGAGCAUGUCAAGAAACAACGCUGGUGGAACAAGAUGUUUGGCCAAAACAGCUCUGGACCCGCCGCUGAGAAGUACUCCGUUGUGACACAGCUGGCCAUUGGAGGAGUGAGCGGCUGGUGUGCGGGGUACUUGUUUCAGAAAGUCGGAAAGCUUGCAGCAUCAGCUGUAGGUGGAGGCUUCUUUCUGCUCCAGAUUGCUCAUCACACAGGCUACAUUAAAAUAGACUGGAAAAGAGUCGAGCAGGACGUGAACAAGGCAAAGAAGCAGCUGAAGCUGAGUUCAGACAAGCCUCCUAAAGAAGUGAGAACGAAACUGAAUGAGGUGCAAGUAUUUGUCAAGAAAAACAUUGUUCUCACAGGAGGCUUUGCUGGUGGAUUUCUGCUUGGUCUGGCUUCAUAGGAUCUCUCAUUAUAACGUCUUAUACUCCGAGGAUGUCAUCUGACAUCAGAUUACAGCUUUUGUGUGAUACUGCAGCUUGUAUUUAUCUCAGCACUCCUUUAUUCUACAUCAAGAUUUGAUUCUUAGGAUGUGUUCAUAUAUAUAUAUAUAUAUAGGAAAUGUAUACCAAUGCUAGAAUGUAUGGUUUCAGUUUGUGGAUUGUGCAUUGUUUUUAGUUUAUACUUUAAGGCCCCUGUACAUUUUUGUUUAUUUGAACAUUUUGCUAUUAUUAUUUUGGCACAAACAAUUUUUGAUGAGACUUGAAAAGUAAACUUAUUUAAACAUGUAAAUAGUUGACACAUUUGAAAUUGGCUCUUUAAAAACCCAUAUCUAACCUGACUAAGCUAAGUGCAUUUAAAAUGCGAUGCUUAAACUUAAACUAUUACAGUAAGAAAUCUGGACAUUACUUCAAACACCAAGGGGUCAAUAAAAGUUGUAAUUUUAUCCGAAAUGUUCCAAGUUAAUAGACAAUCAGGUUUUAAACAAUUAUUUUAAACGCCUCAUCUUUGUUUUGAUAUUGAUUAAAUACAUGUAAUAAAUCCCCUAAAUUACAGCUAAUGCAAAGCACAUCAUGCUAGAAUAUUCCAGUUUCUUUUUCAUUUUGUAAUCUGUAUUUCAUAUGGCUGUGCAUACAAUGCCUUUGUGUUUUGAACAUAUAAAAAAAGCAGGUCACUAUGAUGGACACUAGAUGUUUAAUGCAUAUUAUUCUCAUUAAACUGCUGAAUAAAUAGUGACAGCUUGAUUUAAUGAAAGUUA
Messenger RNA from Cyprinus carpio (common carp), 1363 nucleotides. RefSeq names its product fun14 domain containing 2 (gene fundc2). NCBI's taxonomy places the organism in Eukaryota, Metazoa, Chordata, Actinopteri, Cypriniformes, Cyprinidae. The record is from RefSeq and is a predicted model, not a curated record. Gene Ontology annotation, cellular component: mitochondrial outer membrane. Gene Ontology annotation, biological process: autophagy of mitochondrion.